This is a messenger RNA of Daphnia pulicaria, 5500 nucleotides long. RefSeq names its product flocculation protein FLO11-like. The transcript is spliced from 2 exons. The record is from RefSeq and is a predicted model, not a curated record. The coding region runs from base 474 to 4298 and encodes 1274 amino acids. Lineage: Eukaryota; Metazoa; Arthropoda; Branchiopoda; Diplostraca; Daphniidae.
CCAAAAGCCCAGAAACCUACUGCUGUAUACGCGCACACACACACACAUCCUUCUCUCUUUUUCUAUCCAGUUUGGAAGAGAACACGGACUGGAAAAAAGAACUCGGAGUGAAGGUAGUUCAGGUGUGUGUGUGUGAGUCUCUGCCGUGUGUGUUGGCUGUGUGUAUAGAGGAGUAUAUCGGGCAGCGUUCCACAGAGAGAGAGAGAAAGAGAGAGAACCCAGUCCAGCAGCCAAUGCUUCAUUAGUCGCAAUCCGCUCUCGAACACCACUCUGGCGGGUUGGUUCUUGACGUUCCUCUCGUUUACCCACUCACAAGUCUCUCUCUCGUCUGCACGCCCGUCUCUUAUACAAGAGCUCAGCUACACUCAGACAUUGCCGCACCAUUCCUACACAUUUGAUCCGGAAGUUAUACACCUCUCUCGACAGUGCUAUUUCUAUCGCUACCCCCCAUUUUUAUUUUCAAAGGCCCAGAAAUGGCGACCAUUUUCCAGUCGGGCUCCCGGAGUUGGUGGAUGGCCGCGUUGGUGGUGGCCAUCGUUUGCGGAACGAUGGCUGCACCGCAACAACAACCACAGCAGCAGGAAAGGCGCAAGAUCAAAGUCGGCGCCAGUUUCGGCGGACGUCCAGACUCUGCCGGAAGCAGCAGAGCUCUUUCUCAGUUUGAAGAGCCUCUCAUCAUCACCGAACCUCUUCCGGGACAAGAAUUCGUCUUCAUUUCUGCCAACCCGCGUCAGUCACAGGCCGCUGGCGGCCGGGCGGCCAGGGUUAAUAAUCCAGUAGCUGUUGCCCAACUGCCUUCCGUCCGGAUCGAAAAUCCUGGAUCUGGAACGAUUCUCGAGGACGGAAUUCUCAUCGCCGAGCAUCUAGGAGAAUCUAACCGGGCCGCUCGUCUAUUAGACGAGCCUUCUGGCCAGCCACAACCCGUUUUCCCAGUCGCCAAUGCCGACGUCCAGAGCUGGACUCCCCUUUCUCUUCCGGAACUGCUGACCGGUCCAGCCGUCGUCCGAGAAUUGGAGCCUGUUUCCGAUGAGAGAAAAUCGAACACCCAGAAAGAAUUUCGUUCACUGGAAAUUGCUCCGGCUCCAGUCGCCGAAACAUUUUCACUGGAAGAUGCCAUCACAGGUGUAGUAGCCGAGUCUGUUCAACCCAGCGAUUCAGUCGCCACGGUUGUUGUUGUUGAUGACGACACUGAUCGUGUGGGUAAAGCCAUCGAUGCCCAAGAUGACGAUAACAUUAUCGCGGCCGAGUCUGUGUCCAGGCGGACAGUCAUCAAAACGGCUCCCAACGGCCAGGAUUACGAGUACGAGUACCUUUAUUACGACGGCACUGACGUCGAUGAGUCAACCAACAACACGCUUAGCGCACCUGUCGAGCCGAAUUUAUUUUCCAACGACCAGGAAAUCGUCAACGCUCUGCCGGCCUCAUCGGUGGUGGCCGUCAGCGAUGAAGCCGAAAAGAAGAAAGUUGCGCCGGCCGUCGAGCUGAUCAUUCCGAUCAUUGAAGACGAACAAAUGGGCGUGACGACCGAAUCAGACCUUGUCCAAGUCCAGGAAAUUCCACACGUUGCUCACGUGGCCUUCCAAGUCGGCGACACUGGCGACAUUGCAGUCGAGCAGGUCGGCGCUAUCGAUUCCGCCGAUGACGAGUUCGUGACGGAACUAGACUUUGAAACCACCACGGCCACUGAGGCGACUACAACAACAACAACUACCACGCCGAUGCCGACGACUGUUGCGUCCAAACGGCGUCGACCCACUUCCACACAGUCGACUGAGACGCCGUCGAUUCGCCCGUCGCUCAGCCGACUGACGCCCCUGCGAAGAGGCAACACUCCCGCGGCCGUCACUGAAGAGUCGCCCGCCGUCACUCCGUCGGAGCCGAAAAGAAUGCGCGGAAAGAAUCGCUUCUCGCCCGAAUCCGUCCCGUCCAGCAACGCCGUACCCACUGAGAGCAAAGCCGACGGAACCGGAAGCCGGAGGAUUAGCCGCCCGAGAGUUCGCCCGUCGACAUCCAGCAGCACCCUGGAGAAUCGGGCCGGCCUAGCCGAAAUCCGCUUCGCCGAAUUGGAAGGUGAAACUGCUGCCGACUCGGCCGACGUCAACGAUCCAUCCUUGAGCCUAUCCGUCGACAUCCAAGACGACGGAUUCGAUUUCAAUCGCCAGAGUCAACCCAUCGAGCAUUUCCCAAUCAACGGCCGUUUGCCUUCGCAUUUCCAAGAGACGGACGAAUUCACCGAUGCCCAGGAACGCACACCUCUGCGCGUCGUCGAGAGCGACUCCUUCCGCAAUUCCGGCAACCAAGGAUCGGCUGCUGGAGAGCCACCGAUUUCAGUCGGAAGGCUGACUGUCAUUUCCGGGCCGGCCCGAUUGCCAUCACCGAUCCUUCCUCAAUUUGAAGACAUCGCCGAGCAGGAGGAAAUCAUUUCGCCCAGCGUCGCCCCGGUCCAAGACGUCACCGAAAGUAUCCAACAAUUGGCGGAUGAAUUCGAAUCGGACAUCCCAGCCAAAGAGGACGUGGCUGCUGUCGAGCCGGAAAUCUUCGAGAUCGCCAACCACCAACAAGUCGGAAUAGAAACUCAUCACGACGACGCCAACCAACACAAUAAGGAAUCGCCCAGCUUCUCGUUGACUCAUCCAUCGUUGACGGAUCUGUUGGCCUUUUCCAAAGCGGCCGAACAGCAGCAACAAGACGACGAAUCCUUCCCGACUGUCGAGGAAGUGCUGAUUGAAGAAGUGGUUGUCGCAACAACCCCUGUCGCCCCAAGUAGCCCAACACCAUCGACUUUUACCGUUGGUAGUUCGCAGGUUCAAUCGCUCGACGAUGAAUUCAUGACCCAACUCGUCGAAGAGGCCGAGAUCCCAGUGAUCCACAAAGUCAACGAAGAGGUUGCCGAUUUCAUGGAUGAGAUAGUGACCACCCCGGAGCCGGCCGUGUUGGCCGUUGAACCCGUUCAAAUCAUGUCCAGUCCCGUUUUGGAAUUGAGCCUGGACAACGACGUGGAAAUGCCCAAAACCACCGAUAGCACAAUCGAAGAUGUCGUUCAAGAAGAUGUCGCCACAGAAGAUGUCACUUCCACCACUACAACCACAACAACAACCACAACUACAACUACUACGGCCGCACCGACAACAACGACUCCGGAACCCACGACAGCUGCCCCGACGUCGAGCGUCCGCACUCCGUCGCGAUUUGGCGGCAGCAACGCCAAUCGUUUCAACAACCGAAUCCGCAACCGCGUUCGCGGCGACGCUGAUACAUCCAGCGGCGCUGGCAGCACGACGACUACGACAACAACAACAUCGGCUCCGGUGAAAAAGAACACAUUCCGCCCAGCUGGCUCACCAUUCAACCGACUCCGACGACCAACUACUCCGGCCGUUGAUAGCGCCAAAGCCGACGUCGUCGACGCUGGAAGUAGCGCGGCGGAAGCCAACGAGAGCAGCUCUCCGGCGUCGGUCGUCGCGUCCACCACCCGUAAACCCUUGCCCAACAAUUUCCGCAACCGAUUCCAGUUCCGUCGCAAUCAAACUGAAGUCAGCAAACCGGCCGAAUCUUCCGCGUCUGGAUCGACAGAACCCAAAGUUUCACUGCCGGCCGUCAGCAGGCCGUCAAGACCGACCGGCCAGCCGACUAACAGGAUCGUUUCCCCACGUCCCAUGUCGUCUGUGCUGAAGCGCGGCCGCUUUACCUCGACCACCACUACCGAAACGGCGCCCGCGGUGGUGGCCCAGGUCGAGGAGUCCAGCACCAAUGAAACCGUAUCCGAAACGGAAGCCACCAAUAACGAGGCCGAAGGUGAAGCUGUUGAGGUUGUCGAACCGGUGGUUGUGGCUGAAAAGGUGGUGGUCGUGACGGAAGCGACGACGACUACGACGUCCAGAUCGGCCGGAUUAAACCGCUUGAGAAAUCGGGUCUCGCUGCCCGUUAGCGAGCGACCCAAGACGGUGCGGACGCAGGUCAGCCUGACUGAUCGACGCAAUCGAUUCUCGGGGUUGUCGGCCAAGAAAUCAGAGUCCGAUUCAUCGGCCACAGCCAUCGAGGAGAGCAAUAAGGAGGAGCCAGCCGAAAAGGCCGUCAGCAUCGCUAGCGACGUCCAGGAAGAACUCGAGCCGAUUGCUGCUGCCAACAGCGCAAAGGCCAGCAGCAGCCCAUCGGCAAUUGAUGAGUCGAUUGAUAGCCCGACCAGCGAUUUGGGUAAUGUCGAAGGGCCCGUUGUCACUGCGGCGCCGGCCGUUUCCUCGUUGCGAAAUCGCCGUCCCAAUCGCAUCCCAGGACAACUCGUCGCUCGGCGAACCUAAUCCAAGUUAAGUCAACCUUUUAUAUCCUCCACUCGUUCGUCGACCCAGGAUCCAAGUUGUCAGUGAUAUCUACCUGGAAACAAAACACACACACGCAUACAUAACAACAACAAAAUUAUGACCGUCUUCUUUUAAAAAAAAAAUGAAAACUCAAAUAAGAGCAACCAUGUAGUGAUGUAGAACAUGUUGUAUACACUUUUCCCUUUUAUUUCUUUUAUUUCUUUGUUUUUUUACCCCCCUCAAAUCUCGAUGCGGAUUUCUAUAUACGUGCACAGAAAGAAAUGCUAGCUACAGCAGUAUAUAAACCGUCAUGAGAACCGUGUUAGGUCCAGGAGACUGGGCAUUUACCAAUUUUUCUAUAUUUCUUUUUAUUGGCGUUUAAAUAUCUUUUUGUUUGACUUUUUUUUUCUCUUUCUACUUUUCUUUCUAUAUUUGUUUCGUGUGUUUAUCGCGAACUUUCUCAUUUUAAGCAGCCGGAUGGUAUAAGUAAGUAAAUAAUCCCUUUCCCAUUAUUUUAGACGCCCAUAGCAUCUGCAAUCGGAAUUGAUUGGUGAUGCAAUCGUAGUAAAUAUAUAUAUCGGCAACAGCUGCUGUCGCUAUGGAAAAAGAAAAGACGAUUGGCUAUAUGCACGUCAUUCAUUUCGUUUUUUUUCUGAUUGCCGAUCCUUAACACUAAAAGCUAUUGAUUUUUCAUAUUUAUACUAUCCUUUUUUAUAUUUCCUCAUAUAUCUGUUAGAAUUUUUUUUGUUUUUCCCAGUUUUUUGGAACUAUUGUGUAAACAGAUGGGUCUGAAUUUUUCUGAACGGGACACACACACACACACACUCCCGACCAUAGUUUCCGUGGAGCAAACGAUUCUCUCUCGGCUCAGCAGUCGGCUGGGUCUGGGGGCGGGAUCGUCUAUAUUUGCAUUUGUCAUCCCUUUUUUUUUAUUUUUUAAAAAAAAGACAACAUGUGUGUGUGUAUGCCGAUUGAAAGAGAGAAAGAAAGAAAGAAAGAGCACACAAUUGGAAACGCGGGUGGUUGUAUCUUUCGCUCUGCGAUUCCACGGAAAUGUUAUAUCUCAUGAGAAUUUUUCGUUCGUGUCUUCUUCAUCAUUUUUGUUAGAUAAAAUAACCUCCGGCUGCCGUUCUUAUAUUCCCCCCAAACUCUAGUGUAAAUAACAUCUAUUUUUGACUGUCAAUACAAUAUAUUCUACUCUA